AUGCGAUUACUCAACUACUACUAUGUCGCCUAUGUAAUUCUAAUAUUUGGUCUAGAAAGUUCGAAUGGAAAAAUAUUAAAUGGUUGUCGAUUUGAUCAAAAUUUUUAUAAAAAUCAUCCAAAUAUAUUUGAAUUAAAUAAAAAUCAAACGUCAUUAACUGUACGACCAUUAUAUGCAUUACUAAAUCAAUCAUUUUCACCUUCAAAUCAAUCGCUAUCAAUUGGCAUCAUUUAUCGUUUUGCAAAUACCUAUUUAGUACCUGUACCAUUCGUUUUUCAAUGUCCAGAAGAAAGUGAACAAGUCUAUGUACCAAACGAUUGUGAAUUUACAAUGAUUGAUAUUCGAUCAGAUUUAUCUACUCGAGUAUCUGAAUCAACGCGUACAACAACUGUUCCACUUCAUUUUCAAGACAAUUCUUCAUCGAAUUCAUUUUCAUUAUAUGGUGCUUAUUUUAAACAAUCGACAAUAGCAUUGAAAAAUUGUCGUUUAAUAUCCAAUGAAAAACUUAUUAUAUCAGAUACAUUUCAUUUACGUAUUGAAUUUGAACAAACAAUAGGUAUGAAAUGUUACGAGAAAUGUUCACAUCCGCAAUUAUAUGAAUGUUCAUCGUCAACGCAUACAUGUCAAUGCCGUUUACGAGAUUCUUCAACCGAACAAAUUGGUCAUCUUUGUGUUGACACAGAAAUUGCAUCGAAUUGUUCUCGUACACCAGAACGGUGUCGUCGUUUAUGUCAUAUUCAACAACAACUUCACACGGGUGAAAUUGAUCAUUAUUGCCAAUGCCCAUUAGGAACUCGACGUAUAUUUUCAAAUAAUAUAUAUCAUUGUGAACUACCGAAACUCGUUGAAUGUGACAAUAAUCUUUCAAUAGGGAAUUGCCCGAAACAUUAUACAUGUCAAGAAAAUCGAUGUGUACAAACAUUGUUAUCGCGUCGUAUAAAUGAAUCAAUUCUGCCAAUACCAUUCAUAUUAAUAGGUUUACUUAUUGGUGCUCUAUUAAUAAUCAUUAUACUUAUAAUUGGUCUUAUAAAAAUGCGUUCAGUAAAAUGUGUAAAAUUUGUUCAUCAAAAAACUGUAUUAUCAACUCAUUCGAUGAAUUCGUCACCAGCAACAAUAACACGUCUAUCAACAGUGCCAUCAUCAUCGUCUCCUUGUUCGACAUUAUCAUCCUCAUCGAAAUCAACGAAAUUAUCAUCAACAAACAAAACACUAGAAAAAUAUACCAAAGUCGAUUUGUUCGAAUGA
Messenger RNA from Rotaria socialis, 1245 nucleotides. Lineage: Eukaryota; Metazoa; Rotifera; Eurotatoria; Philodinida; Philodinidae. The record is from the annotation of a GenBank genome assembly.